This is a messenger RNA of Ipomoea nil (Japanese morning glory), 1911 nucleotides long. Its product is annotated as adenine nucleotide transporter BT1, chloroplastic/mitochondrial-like. The record is from RefSeq and is a predicted model, not a curated record. The transcript is spliced from 4 exons. Gene Ontology annotation, biological process: transmembrane transport. Lineage: Eukaryota; Viridiplantae; Streptophyta; Magnoliopsida; Solanales; Convolvulaceae. Bases 546 to 1754 code for a protein of 402 amino acids.
ACUUUGGUGAGUGGCGACUGUUAGGUCUUCGAAUCUCUACCCUCUCUCAACUCUCAAUUCUCACCUACCCUGAAAAAGAACCUCAUUUAAUUUGCCUAGUUUACGACGAGGUAACGCAAAGGAGAAAUCAUAGUUCGUUUGUCUCUUCAACCCUUUCUCUCUAAGAAGAAAGGGGAGAAGAGAACAAUCAGGGAAAGAGAGAUAAAGAAGAGGAAAAAGCUCGCCAGGUUCUUGUGCUUUUCAGCCGACAAAGAUUUGAUUUUUUAGCAGAGUUAUUUAAUCCCCAGUAGUCAAAGCAGUUGCUGGAAAAUCUGCGUCCUGUUUGCCAUUUGCGUAGAUUAAGAAAUUAUUCGUUUAUAUAAUCCUUGCUCGUUAAAGAUUCGAUUUUUGGCCAACUUUACUAUUACCCAUUUCCGGAAAUUCAUUUGUUCUUUCGUUUUUUAGUGAGUUGGAAUAUAAAGUUAUAGUCUUGGUUACCCAAGAUUGAAGAGUUUUUUGCACCUUUAUAUAUAUAUACAGAGAAAAACAAAAGGUUUAGUUUAGAUAUGGAUAGGAGAAGGUUACAAGGGGCUGGAAACAAUGAGGAGAUGCCAUUCUUAAAUUCUGGAAUUGGGUUUCUCUGGUGUCCUCAAGAUGAAGGUUAUCACCCAGGUGGCUUAUUUGCAAGUGUGGGACAGAUGGGAAUGGGAUAUGGGAUAUCCCCUAAUCCACCAAACUCCACCAAUACUGGUUUGAAUCUUUCUCCCACAAAUUUAUUUGGACAGUACAAGCUGCCUGAAAUGGGGUUUAAGGAGAGUGGAUUGCCCGAGUUAGUUUCGGGUGAAGUAUUGGAGGUGGAGGAAGGGGUGGUAAAGAAAAAGAAGAAGAAGAUUGGUCUUAAGUUGAAAAUUAAGGUUGGGAAUCCAUCUUUGAGAAGGUUGAUUAGUGGGGCAAUUGCGGGCGCAAUUUCGAGGACAUCAGUUGCUCCGCUUGAGACAAUAAGGACGCAUUUGAUGGUGGGUAACUAUGGACACUCGACAACCGAAGUGUUUCAGAAUAUCAUGCAAAACGAAGGGUGGAAAGGCCUCUUUAGAGGAAAUCUUGUCAAUGUAAUACGGGUUGCGCCAAGCAAGGCGAUAGAGUUGUUUGCUUAUGACACGGUCAAAAAAGAGUUGACGCCUAAACCCGGUGAAGAGCCCAAAUUACCUAUACCCGCUUCUCUGAUUUCAGGUGCCGUUGCGGGAAUCAGUUCAACUAUAUGUACUUACCCACUCGAGCUUCUGAAAACUCGGCUGACUAUUCAGAGGGGCGUGUACAAGAAUCUGCUGGAUGCCUUGGUGAAAAUCGUCAAAGAGGAGGGGCCUGCGGAGCUAUAUAGAGGCCUGACUCCGAGUCUAAUCGGAGUGAUUCCAUAUGCAGCGACAAAUUAUUUUGCGUACGACACGCUAAGGAAGGCUUACAAGCAGAUCUUCAAAGAAGAAGAAAUUGGAAACGUCGCGACCCUCCUUAUCGGGUCUGCAGCGGGUGCCAUCUCGAGUAGUGCAACUUUCCCUCUAGAGGUGGCUCGGAAGCAUAUGCAAGCCGGGGCUCUUAAUGGCCGACAAUACCAAAACAUGCUUCACGCCCUCGUGAGCGUACUGGAACACGAAGGGAUCCCGGGACUGUACCGGGGUUUAGGACCGAGCUGCGUCAAAAUAGUCCCGGCUGCUGGAAUCUCUUUCAUGUGUUACGAGGCAUGCAAGAGGAUAUUGGUUGAACGGGAAGAUGGCCAGUAGGAUCAGUUUUUCCUGGCGCAAUUUAGAUUUUCAGUAACAAUCUAUUUUCAGAGCUCAUAUUACACAAAUUUGUGUUUAGACUUACAAGUUGUGUUGUUUGUAUUCUCACACACUUGAUUAUUGUAGUGAAUUAGUACUCUUGAAUUUUGGCUAAGCC